AUGGCGCCCCUCCCGACGGCCUCUCUGCCGCAGCAGGCCCUCACCUUCAACGAUGUCUUUGAAGAUGCCGACGACGAGCCCCAGGAGCAGCAAACGGUCCAGCACAUCCGCGCCAACUCGAGCAUCAUGCAGCUCAAGAAGAUUCUUGUCGCCAACCGCGGUGAAAUCCCUAUCCGAAUUUUCAGAACUGCCCACGAACUCUCACUACACACCAUUGCCGUCUUCAGCUAUGAGGAUCGUCUAAGCAUGCACCGUCAAAAGGCCGACGAAGCCUACGUUAUCGGAAAGCGCGGUCAAUAUACCCCCGUCGGUGCCUAUCUCGCUGGCGACGAAAUCAUCAAAAUUGCUGUCGAGCACGGCGCUCAACUGAUCCAUCCCGGCUACGGCUUCCUCUCCGAGAACGCCGAAUUCGCUCGCAACGUCGAAAAAGCUGGUCUCAUUUUUGUCGGUCCCUCACCCGAUGUGAUUGACGCUCUCGGUGACAAGGUCUCGGCUAGAAAGCUCGCCAUCGCAGCCAAGGUCCCUGUCGUCCCGGGUACCAAGGGUGCCGUUGCCACUUUCGAGGAGGUCAAGACCUUCACCGACGAGUAUGGCUUCCCCAUCAUCAUCAAGGCCGCUUACGGUGGUGGCGGCCGUGGUAUGCGCGUAGUUCGCGAUGCCGACAGCCUCAAAGAGAGCUUCGAGCGUGCCACCUCUGAGGCCAAGUCUGCCUUUGGUAACGGUACUGUCUUUGUGGAGCGCUUCCUCGACAAGCCCAAGCACAUUGAGGUCCAGCUCCUCGGUGAUAACCACGGCAACAUUGUCCAUCUGUACGAGCGUGAUUGCUCCGUCCAGCGCCGCCACCAAAAGGUCGUCGAAAUUGCCCCCGCCAAAGAUCUCCCCGUCGAGACCAGAGACGCCAUUCUCGCCGAUGCAGUCAAGCUCGCCAAGUCCGUCAACUACCGCAAUGCCGGUACCGCCGAGUUCCUUGUCGAUCAACAGAACCGUUACUACUUCAUCGAGAUCAACCCUAGAAUCCAAGUCGAACACACCAUUACCGAAGAAAUUACCGGCAUUGAUAUCGUCGCCGCCCAGAUCCAGAUCGCUGCUGGCGCCACCCUUGCCCAGCUUGGCCUGACACAGGACCGCAUCUCCACUCGUGGCUUCGCCAUUCAGUGCCGAAUCACCACCGAAGACCCUGCCAAGCAGUUCCAGCCCGACACUGGAAAGAUUGAAGUCUACAGAACUGCCGGUGGUGCUGGUGUUCGCCUUGACGGUGGUAACGGCUUUGCAGGCUCUGUCAUCACGCCUUUCUAUGAUUCUAUGUUGGUCAAGUGCACUUGCCACGGCUCUACCUACGAAAUCGCCCGUAGAAAGGUUCUCCGUGCUCUCAUUGAGUUCCGUGUUCGCGGCGUCAAGACCAACAUUCCCUUCUUGGCUCGUCUGCUGACCCACCCUACCUUCAUCGAGAGCAACUGCUGGACCACUUUCAUCGACGACACUCCUGAGCUCUUUGAUCUCCUCAGCAGCCAGAACCGAGGCCAGAAGCUGCUCGCUUACCUCGGUGACGUUGCCGUCAACGGCAGCUCCAUCAAGGGCCAGAUUGGAGAGCCCAAGUUCAAGGGCGACAUCACCAUCCCCGACAUCAUCCGGUCCGACGGCACCAAAGUCGAUGUCAGCCAGCCCUGCCAGAAGGGCUGGAGAAACAUUCUCGUCGAACAGGGUCCCAAGGCCUUUGCCAAGGCUGUUCGUCAGAACAAGGGAUGUCUCCUCAUGGAUACCACUUGGCGUGAUGCUCACCAGUCUCUUUUGGCCACUCGUGUCCGCACUGUUGACCUGCUCAACAUUGCCAAGGAGACUAGCCAUGCCCUGUCCAACUUGUUCAGUUUGGAAUGCUGGGGUGGUGCUACUUUCGAUGUUGCCAUGCGCUUCCUGUAUGAGGACCCCUGGGACCGUCUUCGCAAGAUGCGCAAGCUUGUUCCCAACAUUCCUUUCCAGAUGCUUCUCCGAGGCGCCAACGGUGUCGCCUACUCUUCCCUUCCUGACAACGCCAUCGACCAGUUCGUUGAACAGGCCAAGAAGAACGGUGUCGACAUUUUCCGUGUUUUCGAUGCCCUGAACGACAUUGACCAGCUCGAGGUCGGUAUCAAGGCUGUCCACAAGGCCGGUGGUGUUGUCGAGGGUACUGUCUGCUUCAGCGGCGACAUGCUCAACCCCAAGAAGAAGUACAACCUGCAGUACUACCUCGAGCUUGUUGAGAAGCUCGUCAAGCUCGACAUUCACAUUCUCGGUAUCAAGGAUAUGGCUGGUGUUCUGAAGCCCCAUGCCGCUACGCUCCUCAUCGGCAGCAUCCGCGAGAAGUACCCCGACCUGCCCAUCCACGUGCACACCCACGACUCUGCCGGUACUGGUGUUGCCUCCAUGGUUGCUUGCGCCAAGGCCGGUGCAGAUGCUGUUGACGCUGCCACUGACAGUCUGUCUGGUAUGACUUCCCAGCCCAGCAUCAACGCCAUCAUGGCCUCUCUCGAAGGCACCGGUCUCGAGCCUGGUCUCGAUGCUCACCAGGUUCGCGCCUUGGACACCUACUGGUCGCAGCUUCGUCUCCUCUACUCUCCCUUCGAGGCACACCUUGCCGGCCCCGAUCCCGAAGUUUACGAGCAUGAAAUCCCUGGUGGUCAACUCACCAACAUGAUGUUCCAGGCCUCACAGCUUGGUCUCGGCUCUCAGUGGCUUGAGACUAAGAAGGCCUACGAACAGGCCAACGACCUCCUCGGCGACAUUGUCAAGGUUACCCCUACCUCGAAGGUUGUUGGUGAUCUCGCUCAGUUCAUGGUCUCCAACGGCCUCGAUGCUGAGGCUGUCAAGGCCCGUGCCGGUGAACUCGACUUCCCUGGCUCUGUCUUGGAAUUCCUUGAGGGUCUGAUGGGCCAGCCAUACGGUGGAUUCCCUGAGCCUCUCCGAAGCGAUGCCCUGCGCGGACGCCGCAAGCUUGAUAAGCGUCCCGGCCUCUACCUGGAGCCUGUUGACUUUGCUAAGGUCAAGAAGGACUUGGGCAAGAAGUUUGGUGCCCCCGUCACUGACUGUGACAUUGCGUCCUACGUCAUGUACCCCAAGGUGUUCGAGGACUACCGCAAGUUUGUUGACCAGUAUGGUGACCUCUCUGUCCUUCCUACUCGCUUCUUCCUCUCUAAGCCCGAGAUUGGCGAGGAAUUCAAUGUUGAGCUGGAGAAGGGCAAGGUUCUGAUUCUGAAGCUUCUUGCUGUUGGUCCCCUGAGCGAGAACACUGGUCAACGUGAGGUAUUCUUCGAGAUGAACGGCGAGGUCCGUCAGGUCACCGUCAUUGAUAAGAAGGCUGCGGUUGAGAAUGUGAGCCGCCUCAAGGCUGAUCCGACCGACUCCAGCCAGGUCGGUGCCCCCAUGUCUGGUGUUUUGGUUGAGAUGAGAGUGCAUGAGGGCUCGGAGGUGAAGAAGGGCGACCCCCUUGCUGUUCUGUCGGCCAUGAAGAUGGAGAUGGUUAUUUCUGCUCCCCACAGUGGCAAGGUUUCCAACCUUCAGGUCAAGGAAGGCGACUCUGUCGAUGGCUCCGACCUUGUUUGUCGCAUCACCAAAUAA
Molecule: messenger RNA, 3591 nt
Organism: Cordyceps fumosorosea ARSEF 2679
Lineage: Eukaryota; Fungi; Ascomycota; Sordariomycetes; Hypocreales; Cordycipitaceae
Product: pyruvate carboxylase
Exons: 9
Coding region: 1-3591 (1196 amino acids)
Biological process (GO): pyruvate metabolic process; gluconeogenesis
Cellular component (GO): cytoplasm
Molecular function (GO): metal ion binding; pyruvate carboxylase activity; ATP binding
Source: RefSeq, a predicted model, not a curated record